CGCUUGGCAACUGUAACCAAGUGACAGCCUCAGCCCGGUUAGCCAUUGGCCGCGGCGUUUAUUGGGGGCAGCAGGGCCCAGUCGGCGUUUGAAUGGUGAGGGAGGCUGGCAGGGGCCUCAGGUGUUGACGAACGACACAGACAGACAGAACGAGCUGGGGGAGGGACAGCGGGUGAGCGGCGUGGCACAAGCGAGAUCUGGCAGACAAGGCAUCGCACACCAGGAAUCCUCGGCACCUGGGAGAGCGGAGCGGGCUGUGAGGCUCGGAAUGCAAACGCGGCGGAGGAGCAGGCGACCAGAGAGUCCAGUGGGGGCCACUUGGUGAUGCUGCAGUCGUAGCGGAGAGGGAAGGGCAAAAAGUGCCAGGUGGGCCCUGGAGAGGAGGACUCUGCAAUGACAGACCGCCGGACGACUUUGUAGCCCGGCAGCGGGGCGACGGCACAGAAAUGCAGAUGCCCGUUUGCUGUGUCUCGUCUGCCUGGCGCCGCCUUCUCGCUCGCUACUCGGAACGGGACCCGGCCGGCUUGGGCACGUCGCACGGAUGGUCCCCUCCCCCGCCUUCACCUCGCGGUCGAUUUGAUGGCUGAGACCCCCCUCCGCUCACUCGAGAUGCCUCGCUGAAGAAGCGGCAUGAACAACGGCUCGGUCAACACGUCCCAGCACCGCUCGUGCCCAUCGGGCUGGGGCCCCCACGAUGGCGCCGAGGCCUGCAUCCUGGAGACGGCGGUCAUCGUCGUCCUGACCGUCCUGAUCAUCGCCGGAAACCUGACGGUCAUACUGGUGUUCCACUGCGCCCCGCUGCUGCACCACUACACCACCAGCUACUUCGUGCAGACCAUGGCCUAUGCGGACCUCCUGGUGGGCUUCAGCUGCCUGGUCCCCACCCUGUCCCUCCUGCGCUACCCCACGGGCGUCCAGGAGUCGCUGACCUGCCGGGCCUUCGGCUACGUCAUCUGCGUGCUCAAGAGCGUCUCCAUGGCCUGCCUGGCCUGCAUCGGCGUGGACCGCUACCUGGCCGUCACCCGGCCCCUCUCUUACCGCCGCCUGGUGACGCCCGGCCGCCUGCGCGCCUGCAUCGCCCUGGUCUGGACCUACUCGGCCCUCGUCUUCCUGCCCUCCUUCUUUGGCUGGGGCAAGCCCGGCUACCACGGCGACAUCUUCGAGUGGUGUGCCCGCUCCUGGCCCACCAAUGCCUACUUCACGGGCUUCAUCGUCAGCCUGCUGUAUGCUCCGGCCGCCCUGGUCGUCUGCUUCACCUACUUCCACAUCUUCAGGAUCUGCCGGCAGCACGACCGCGAGAUGAGCGAGCGCCGGGCGCGCUUCCCCAGCGAGGGGGCCGAGGGUGGCCACCCCGUGCCGGACCCUCGCUAUGCCGCCGUCCUGCUGCGCAUCACCAGCGUCUUUUACGUGCUCUGGCUGCCCUACAUCCUCUACUUCCUGCUGGAGAGCGCCCACGUGCUGGACAGUCCGGCCUUGUCCUUCGUCACCACCUGGCUGGCCAUCAGCAACAGCUUCUGCAACUGCGUCAUCUACAGCCUGUCCAACAGCGUCUUCAGGCUGGGCCUUCGCCGCCUCUCGCGGAGCCUGUGCCCGUCCUGCGGGGGUGCGCCCGGCGGGGACCUCAAGGAGCCGGUGCCAGUGCCGCCGCCAGCGCCCCAGCGGGCCGACUCCUGCUCCAUCUGAAGGUCCUUGUGCCCGGCUCUGCCAGGGUAGGCUUCAGAAAAGGACGUUUCUUUUUUGUUUUUCUUUUGUUUGGUUUAGUGACCCCUGAGGGGGUUAGAAUGGCGCCCCCGCUUUGCUGUUUGGAUCGUCGUGUAUUUUGUAACUCUUAGUAAUCUUUAGUUGGGCCUCUGGGUGUGAAAGUAGGUGGCACACGUCCACGGUGGUUGUGGUGGCAGUGUCAUUUGGGGUUUCUUUUCAACACGCACAAAUGCCCAUGGCAAAGUCUGAUUGGCAUAUCGAUGCUUUGGUGCCCCCUGAACAACUGGAUGAAUGCUAGUGACUGUAGGCUCAGCUUGCUGCCACCUUUCGUCACCACAGAACGUUCUGGAAUCCAAGAAAGCUGCUAUAAAACAGGAGAUGGGACACUGAGAGCUGCUUGUCAUUUUGUGCAAUAAAAGUGGAAAAC
Molecule: messenger RNA, 2128 nt
Organism: Polypterus senegalus (gray bichir)
Lineage: Eukaryota; Metazoa; Chordata; Cladistia; Polypteriformes; Polypteridae
Gene: gpr52
Product: G protein-coupled receptor 52
Exons: 1
Coding region: 631-1683 (350 amino acids)
Biological process (GO): G protein-coupled receptor signaling pathway
Cellular component (GO): membrane
Molecular function (GO): G protein-coupled receptor activity; peptide binding
Source: RefSeq, a predicted model, not a curated record